Messenger RNA from Guillardia theta CCMP2712, 381 nucleotides. RefSeq lists its product as hypothetical. The transcript is spliced from 3 exons. The record is from RefSeq and is a predicted model, not a curated record. NCBI's taxonomy places the organism in Eukaryota, Cryptophyceae, Pyrenomonadales, Geminigeraceae. The coding region runs from base 84 to 311 and encodes 75 amino acids.
GUCAAAGGCACCUUUGUAGCUAUCCUACAUGGAUAUGAGGCAUCAUGUCAUGCUGUUAUCUCAUGCGACAUGUGCAUAGCAUCAUGCCAUCUCCGUCAGUGCAGUCAUGUUUGUAUUACGUGUGGAUCGGACUUCGAAGUCCAGCAGCAUCAGCGUUUGACUUCCGUUGGGGUCAUCGGAGGAUCUCCGAGCUUUUGGGGAGUCAAUGUCAGUAUGAGUAUGGUGUUUACCAGGACGGUCAGGGGUCUUGGACGAGUGAAAGGAUGAUUUUUCCGUUUCGACGUCUAUGCAGCUAUCCGAUCAAGAUAUGAGUUGGCAUAAGAUAUUCAAUCUCAUAAUCACUUUUACAUCUGCUCUAAUAACACUUGCAUCCAAUCAAAU